AUGUCUUUAGAUCAGCUAACUCCGCAUGCCAAGGUAGGCAAAUUCAUUUUAGAAGCCCAACUCAUGAAAAAUGAAAGGUUUGUUUUAUGGGGAGCCCAUCAUUCUGUAACUUCACAAGAAGUUUCAAUAAAAGUCUAUUCGAAAAAGUUUUUAGCUAUUGAUAAUAACAAAGAAUACUUCGAAAACGACCUUUAUUGCCUCAAGACAUUUUUCCAUCCUUUUAUAGCUAAAUACAUCACAAAACUCGAAGAUAGCAAGUUUGUAUAUAUUGUUCUCGAGCCUAUGCGAGGUGGAACAUUUAAAGAGCUCUUAGAAGCCAAGACAAGAUGGAAUGAAGCCCAAGCUCGUCCCUAUUUCGCACAGUUAUACUUUAUCAUCGAAUACAUGCAAACACAAAUGAAUAUGAUCCAUGGAAACCUGUGUUUGGACAUUCUUAUGGUCGAUGAAAAUAAUGUUAUCAGAUGCGUUGAUUUCUGGGGAACCCAACCCAAUUCAGGCAGUGCUGCUUGUGGUACACAACUUUUUGCUCCUCUACCUUUCCAGCCACCUGAAUAUCUUGUUGCUAAUUCUUAUUCUGCCGCCGCAGAUUUCUGGGACCUCGGAAUCUUUUUGUAUUACUGCGUCGUUGGCGGCUCACCAUUCCCGAUGGAUAACAAGGAAACUAUUACUGGUAUGAUUGUUGCUUAUCCAAACUUCUUAAGUCAAUCAAUCAUUGACUUAUUCAAGAAGUUAAUUACGGCUAGCCCAGCUCAUCGAUACAAUACUAGAGAUAUAAAAGAGCAUCCAUGGUUCGCAAAAACCCUUUAUCAGCUUUUGGUUCCAUUCUUAGCUCAAAAUGAUCAAUUUUCAAAUGAGGUUUUCGAUAGCAUUAAGGCAUUUGCAAACGAAGAACAAAUACAGAACGAAUUACUCAGCAACCAAGAAACAGACGGCGUAAUUAUUUACAAUAUUGCAAAAUCGGUCUACAACGCUAACCAAGUGUUCAAGGCGAUAUCUCAUAUUUCAUUCAGCCCUGGCGACGGCCGUAAGGUCAGCCUCGACUCUGAUCACUCUCUUACAAAAUCAGGUUCAUUAUCUUCGUUCGGCUCAAAGGAACAGGUGAAAGUAAAGCCAGUGGCUUUACAGCUGUCACGACCUGUUCCUAUCGCUUCUAGAAGAGGCUCAAAAGUUCUUCCAAAUUUACCGAAAAUCCAGUAG
This is a messenger RNA of Trichomonas vaginalis G3, 1197 nucleotides long. Its product is annotated as protein serine/threonine kinase protein. The record is from RefSeq and is a predicted model, not a curated record. The transcript has a single exon. Gene Ontology annotation, biological process: intracellular signal transduction; peptidyl-serine phosphorylation. Gene Ontology annotation, molecular function: protein serine/threonine kinase activity; ATP binding. Lineage: Eukaryota; Parabasalia; Trichomonadida; Trichomonadidae. The coding region runs from base 1 to 1197 and encodes 398 amino acids.